Molecule: messenger RNA, 1975 nt
Organism: Lacerta agilis (Sand lizard)
Lineage: Eukaryota; Metazoa; Chordata; Lepidosauria; Squamata; Lacertidae
Product: cytochrome P450 4V2-like
Exons: 11
Coding region: 25-1605 (526 amino acids)
Molecular function (GO): oxidoreductase activity, acting on paired donors, with incorporation or reduction of molecular oxygen; monooxygenase activity; heme binding
Source: RefSeq, a predicted model, not a curated record
CGCGCUCGGCAACUCUCGGCGACGAUGGUCCUUUGGGCAAUGGCUCCGGAGGGCGCGCCACUCUUCUCCUGGGCGCUCGCCCUGUUCGCUCUGCUCGCCACGCUGCUGGCCGUCUUGGUCGCCCGCUUGCUGCUCGACCAGUACUGGAAAUACACGGAGCUGAAGCCCAUCCCGGGGUUCAGUCCCUGGUACCCGCUGCUGGGCAACGCGCUGCUCUUUGAACGCGAAGGGGAAGCCUUCUUUCAGCAGAUGAUGCAUUACUUUGAAGACUUUCGGAAUAUCUCACUGCUACAGCUUUGGGUAGGACCACUGCCCUAUGUCAUCUUAUAUCAUCCAGAAACUAUAGAGGUUGUUUUGAGUAGCUCUAAGCAUAUUACAAAAUCCCAUCCUUACAAGUUUCUGCAUCCUUGGCUGGGCACAGGACUUCUAACGAGCACUGGAGGCAAAUGGCGGUCCCGAAGAAAAAUGUUAACACCCACCUUCCAUUUCACCAUUUUAGAAGAUUUCCUUGAAGUGAUGAAUGAACAAGCCAAUAUCCUUGUUCAGAAACUUGAAAAGCAUGUGGACAGGGAGCCAUUUGAUUGCUUUUUCUACAUCACAUUGUGUGCCCUGGAUGUAAUCUGUGAAACAGCUAUGGGCAAGAGCAUAGGAGCACAACACAAUAAGGAUUCUGAGUAUGUCAGAGCUGUUUACCGGAUGAGUGUUCUGAUUCAAGAAAGACAGAAGUCUCCUUGGCUCUGGCCUGAUCUUCUGUAUCAUAUGUCCAGAGAUGGAAGAGAACAUUACAGGAACCUGAAGAUACUUCACAGCUUUACUGAUAAUGUCAUUGCAGAAAAAGCUCAAGAACUAAAAAUCCAGGAGCAGCAUAGAAGCAAUGCUGUCAGCAAUGGUCAGCAACACAGGCGCAAAGUCAGGAGAGCUUUUCUCGAUAUGCUUCUGAAUGCCGCGGAUGACGAUGGGAAGAAAUUGAGUUACCUGGACAUCCGAGAGGAAGUGGAUACAUUCAUGUUUGAGGGUCAUGAUACCACCGCUGCUGCAAUGAACUGGUGUAUUUACUUGCUUGCUCGUCAUCCAGAAGCCCAAAGAAAAGUUCACUAUGAACUGGAUGGUGUUUUUGGGGACUCGGAUCGUAACAUCACAAUGGACGAUUUGAAGCAACUACGGUAUCUGGAUUGUGCUAUUAAAGAAGCUCUUCGCCUUUUCCCUUCUGUUCCAUUUUUUGCCCGUACACUGCUUGAGGAAUGUUAUAUUAGAGGAUUUCGGAUACCAAAAGGGGUUGAUGCCUUCAUUGUGCCCUAUGUACUGCAUAGAGACCCUGAUGUCUUCCCGGAGCCUGAGGAAUUCAGACCUGAGCGAUUUUUCCCUGAGAACACAGCUGGGAGGCACCCUUAUGCAUAUGUGCCAUUUUCUGCUGGGCCCAGGAACUGUAUUGGUCAGCGCUUUGCACAGAUGGAAGAAAAGACUAUUUUAGCCACCAUUCUACGGCGCUUCUGUGUUGAAAGCACACAGCAACGUGAUCAACUCGGCCCUGUAGGAGAACUGAUUCUUCGUCCAAAUAAGGGCAUCUGGAUUCAGGUGAAAAGGAGAUCAUCAUCUGGCUCUUAAAACAAGAAACUUCAGGGAAAUUCCUUACCACUUCACAUUAGGACAUAUUUUUUUUUUUGUAAAAACUGUUGGUUUUCAGAGCAGGACAUUUCAGAUUGCCCAACGCUACUAGGACUUCUUUCUUAACCAAACCUGUGUUUUUGCUUUUUAAAAGCCAACAGCUGCAAUCCAGAAUCUGAUACUUGUUCAAUUGAUGGGAUAUUGCAAAUGGCUAUGGGAUAUGUAGGCUUCAAUCUAGGUUGCCACAAUAUGACUUUUCUUAAAAUAAGCAGUGUGUUUUAAUUUCUAAAACUAAUUUAUUUUGAAAUGUAUGCACAUAAGAAAUAUUGAUAAUAGAGCUAUUGAAAAUAUAUUUUAAUGAGUAUAAUAA